Messenger RNA from Vespa mandarinia (Asian giant hornet), 1434 nucleotides. It is a transcript of the gene Fa2h, whose product is annotated as Fatty acid 2-hydroxylase. The record is from RefSeq and is a predicted model, not a curated record. Gene Ontology annotation, molecular function: fatty acid 2-hydroxylase activity; iron ion binding; heme binding. Gene Ontology annotation, biological process: fatty acid metabolic process; lipid biosynthetic process. Lineage: Eukaryota; Metazoa; Arthropoda; Insecta; Hymenoptera; Vespidae. Gene Ontology annotation, cellular component: endoplasmic reticulum; membrane.
UAGUAUGUGCGUGACUGGCGUGUUAACAUUGUCUAAUCUCUGUGGUUAAGCAAUACAUACUUUCAUUGAUUUUGAAUUUAUAAAAAAAAAAAAAAAGAAAAAAGAAGAAGUCUUUUUUUAAUAAAGAAUUAAAAUAUCAAAACUCGUUAUGAACGAAACAAAAAGUACUGUCGAUGUUAUAUUAAACGAACAUAAUUCCGUUAAGUUGCGUAAUAUUGAAAGAUUUCGAUCUGACAAUGAUAUUGUUGAUGAUGAUGAUGAUGACGAUGAUGAUGAUGAUGAUGAUGCUAUUGCCAAAGAAUCGCAAGACGGAAGAAGACGUUUUAUAUCUGACGAUGAAACAGAAAAGAAGAAGAAAUUUAUAGUUAAAUACAAAGGACGUAUUUACGAUAUUCGUGGAUUUUUAAAUUAUCAUCCGGGUGGUAAAAAGAUACUUAGUUCAUACAAGGAAAAACAUUUGGAUCGUGUUUUAAAAGAAUAUCCACAUUCGGAUGCGGCUUUCCAUUUGUUUAAUGAAUAUGCAUUGGAUAAUAAAAACAAAUACGACGAGCUUGAGAGUUUGAUAGAUUGGAACACACCUUUAUUAAGUCAAGUGGGCAAGUUAAGUGAUCGAUAUUGGCAAUGGGUGAAUCUACCGGUAAACCGACCGAUACGAUUAUUUCAAUCAAAUAUAUUGGAAUUUUUAACAAUCACACCAUGGUACAUGAUACCGAUCGUAUGGAUCCCUAUUUGUGCAUAUUUUCUCUAUACGGGAUUUAGUCUAAGCAUUACUCGUCAAUUUCCAAUUUUUUCUUUAUUAGAAGGCCUCCUUGCCUUCACGGGAGGGGUAUUAUUGUGGACAUUUGAGGAAUAUCUGUUACACCGUAAAUUGUUUCACUUCAGGCCACCAGGGAAUUCGAAAAUACUUAUCACGUUACAUUUCCUUCUUCAUGGUUUGCAUCAUAAGGCACCUUUUGAUGGUCAAAGAUUAGUAUUUCCACCUAUAGCUGGUAUUAUCAUAGCAAUUGGCAUAUGGAAAUUGUACAUAUCGAUAUUUCCUGAUUUUAUAGCCAACUUUAUUAGUGCUGGAACUGUUGCAGGAUACUUGUGUUACGAUUUAAUGCAUUAUUAUUUGCAUUAUGGUAAACCUAAUGCCAAAACAUAUUUUUACGAUUUGAAGAGAUAUCACAAUUAUCAUCAUUUCUCGCAUCAUGAUGAAGGUUUCGGUAUUAGUAGUAAAAUUUGGGAUUAUGUUUUUAACACAGAUAUAAGUUUACAGGAGCUGGUAAAACCAAUAGAAUGGUAAUUUCCUGCUUACGAGUGAUAAAUGUAAUAGAAAAGUUUAUAUCUAGCAUGUAACACGCUUUCAGCUUGGCUAUUGUUAUUUCUGAUAGAAAGUAUUACUUAAGUACUUUAAGCCAUAUUGCUUAAUAGAUAAAUAUGUUUAGAAACGAU